AUGCGCACACAGUCCCUCGCCAUGAUGGCUCUGGCCAACGGCGCCCUCGCCGCGAUCCCUACCGUCAACAUCCCGCUGCACUACUACUAUGGCGGCGGCCACAAGAUCGCGACCAACCUGGUCAACCCCAACUCCAACAAGUCCGUCGAGGUCGUCUUCGACCAGGGCUCCGAGAACUUCUGGGUCUUCGGCCCCAACGCCAUCAACAACUGGGGAUGCACCGGCUUCUUCUGCCAGGGCCAGUGCAACGCCACGGCCGAGCCCUUCUACGACUACCCCAACAGCCCGACGGCCAAGAAGCCCGAGUCGUUCCCCUCGCAGUUCGCCUACGGCGCCUACACCAAGAUCGUCCAGGGCCACGAGACCGUCAACGACACCUUCUUGUUCGCCUCCGACUCCGGCCUGACCUCGACCGUAGCCGCUCGCGUCGCCAUCGCCGAUUACAUGCAGCAGCGCCUGCCCGACGGCGGAACCUGCACCCCGGCGGCGUACGAUCUCGGCAUUCUCGGCGUUGCUCCGUUCUACCGCACCGAGGAGUGGAACACCACCGGGCCGCACGUCCGUCAGGAUCUUCUCGAGCGCGGCGAGAUCAGCGCCCCAGUCCAGAGCAUCUGGUUUGACGAGGCUCCGGCCAACUGGGACGGCACUUUUACCGGUAACGCCGUCUUCGGUGCCAUCGACCACUCCAAGUACACGGGCGACCUCGUCAAGGUUCCCCCCAUCAAGAACGACCGCCUCGGUGCCUCCGUCGGUUACUUCGUUGCUCCUCCCACCGUCAAGGUCAAGAACGUCACCCUCGACAACAAGGACCUGAGCUCCCACGCGUGUAUGAUCGACUCGGGCACGCAGAUUGAUGACCUUCCCAUCAGCUCCGACGCUAUUGAUGCCUUCUACGGCGCCGCCGGUCUCGCCCGCGAUUCCAUCGGCCACACCGCCUGGAACGGUACCUGCGACUCGAUUCCCAAGGACCUGACAAUCGACCUCGAGUUCGCUGGUGUUGGUGACGAGAAGGUCACAAUCAAGAUCCCCCUGCGCAACUACGUCCGUAACAACGCGGACGCGGAAGCCCAGUUCUGCGCGCUCAACAUCGACACUGGCGGCUGCAUGCUUGGUGCGCCCUUUGCCACUGCUACCUUCUUCGCGGCGGAUGAUGCUGCGAACGAGAUCGCCCUGGCCCAGGGCGGUGUUUCCAAGAGGGGAAGCAAGCCUGAUGAGGCCUCGCUGUCUCUCACCAUCGCAUGA
Colletotrichum karsti is the source of this 1242-nucleotide messenger RNA. Its product is annotated as eukaryotic aspartyl protease. The record is from RefSeq and is a predicted model, not a curated record. Gene Ontology annotation, molecular function: aspartic-type endopeptidase activity. Bases 1 to 1242 code for a protein of 413 amino acids. NCBI's taxonomy places the organism in Eukaryota, Fungi, Ascomycota, Sordariomycetes, Glomerellales, Glomerellaceae. Gene Ontology annotation, biological process: proteolysis. The transcript has a single exon.